CCGAAAAUGAAAGGAAGACUUUCUGCAAUGCCCACUCUUCUUUUCAUUGCAGCUCUCAUGGCUGCCUCUGGCUUUGUAUCCGAAGCAGCUGAUUCUAAAGCUUCAUUUACAGAUAACUUCAAUAUAAUGUGGUCGGAGAACCAUUUUACAACCUCUGAAGAUGGGCAGACCUGGUAUCUUGCCUUGGACAAAGAAACAGGGUGUGGGUUUCAAACAAAGCAAAGUUAUAGAUUUGGGUGGUUUAGCAUGAAGCUGAAGUUGGUCGGAGGUGACUCUGCCGGCGUAGUGACAGCUUACUAUAUGUGCACGGAAAAUGGGGCAGGGCCAACGAGAGAUGAGUUGGAUUUUGAGUUCUUGGGGAAUAGGACCGGGCAGCCCUAUCUGAUUCAGACAAACGUGUACAAGAAUGGAACUGGUGGCCGUGAGAUGAGGCACAUGCUUUGGUUCGACCCCACCGAGGACUUCCAUAGCUAUUCUGUCCUCUGGAACAACCACCAGAUUGUGUUUUUUGUGGAUAGCGUUCCGAUGAGGGUGUACAAGAACAACGGGGAAGCAAAUGACUUCUUCCCCAGCGAGAAGCCCAUGUACUUGUUCUCCAGCAUAUGGAACGCCGACGAAUGGGCCACGAGAGGUGGGCUUGAGAAGACGGACUGGACCCGGGCCCCAUUUGUGUCAUCUUACAAGGACUUCACCGUCGACGGCUGCCAAUGGGAGGACCCCUAUCCUGCCUGCGUGUCCACCACCACCGACAAUUGGUGGGAUCAAUAUAAAGCUUGGCAUCUGUCGGAUUCUCAGAAAAUGGACUUUGCUUGGGUGCAGAGAAACCUUGUUAUAUAUGAUUAUUGCAAGGACUAUGAACGCUACCCGACUCUGCCCGGGGAGUGUUCGUUGAGCCCGUGGGAUUGAUCAGCAACUGAAUAGCUACUUUAUUUUAUCCAUUUUUUUAAAUCAAUUUUCAUUUUAUAUCGGUAUAA
This is a messenger RNA of Corylus avellana, 974 nucleotides long. It is a transcript of the gene XTH8, whose product is annotated as xyloglucan endotransglucosylase/hydrolase 8. Gene Ontology annotation, molecular function: xyloglucan:xyloglucosyl transferase activity; hydrolase activity, hydrolyzing O-glycosyl compounds. The record is from RefSeq and is a predicted model, not a curated record. Lineage: Eukaryota; Viridiplantae; Streptophyta; Magnoliopsida; Fagales; Betulaceae. Gene Ontology annotation, biological process: cell wall biogenesis; xyloglucan metabolic process. Gene Ontology annotation, cellular component: cell wall; apoplast.